Messenger RNA from Plasmodium relictum, 2160 nucleotides. RefSeq names its product conserved Plasmodium protein, unknown function. Bases 1 to 2160 code for a protein of 719 amino acids. Gene Ontology annotation, molecular function: protein binding; mRNA binding. The transcript is spliced from 2 exons. Lineage: Eukaryota; Apicomplexa; Aconoidasida; Haemosporida; Plasmodiidae. The record is from RefSeq and is a predicted model, not a curated record.
AUGAAUAAAGUAGUCGAAAGUAAUUUACCUGAAGAUAAUGAAUAUAAAGAAGAAUGUAUAUUUACAUCAAUUGAUAUUUUUAGUGGCCCAUAUAAUUAUUUAAAUUUUUAUUUCAUAUGUGAAAUACUAUUUAAUGAUUUUAGUUUUAUUUCUCCUUAUCACUGCUAUUUUUUUUUAAGAAAUCAAUUUGAUAAUCUAAAAGAUGUUGAAACUAAUUUUCUGAAAAAUACAAAUUGUAACACUUGUGAAAGUGAUCCUUUAAAUAUAAUAAAUGAAAAAAAGGCAAUUGAAUUAUUUCAAAAUGAAAAUGUAAUUUAUUAUUGUGAAAAUGAAAUGACAGAUUUAAAGAGAAAAGAAUUUGAGAAUAUUAUUGAUAUUAUAAAUAAAUUAACUAUACCUGAUUUAAUUGAGAUAUCUGUAUAUUUUAAUGAGAAUCCCAAUUGGUCAAAGAAUAAGUUGAUAUGGAUGGAUAUGAUACAAAGAGAUAAAUUUAGAAGAUACGAAAAAAUGAGAGAAAAUUUAAAAGAGACAGGUAAACGUGAAAUCAUUUAUAAGGUAAAUACUGAAGAAAUAGAAAGAAUGAAAAAUAAGAAGAUGAUAAAAGAUUUUUUAUUUUUUGGUGUUUAUGAAAAUAAAGGGCAAAAUAAUUUAGGUAGAAUUUAUAUGAAUAUACGAAAUGAUUUAUUAAAAAAUAAUGAAAUUUAUACAUGGCUUUUAACUAAUUGUAAUAUGCAAACAGAUGAAAAUUUACUAGCAGACAUAUUUAUUGAAGAAACAUAUUUAGAAAAAAAAUUAAUUGAUAGUAGUGUUAUAUAUAAUGAUAAACUAAUUGAAAAAACCAAAAAAGAGCUUUCAGGAAAUAUAAAUUAUACAAGUAAUUGCUAUUCAGUUGAGGAAAAAACAAAAAAAUAUUGCUUCGAAAAAAAGGAAUUUAUAUCAUUUGGUAAAAAUGAAAAAAAUGAUAUUAUUUGUUUGAAUCCGUCUAUUUCAAGAUUUCAUUGUGUAUUAUAUAUUUGUAAAGAUUAUCAUGUUUAUCUAAUAGAUGUUGGUUCUAAAUCUAAAACAAAAUUAAACGAUAAUGUUUGCGAAAUUCACAAAAAAUAUAAAAUUUCAAAUAAUGAUAUGAUUAGUCUAGGGGUAUCCAAGAGAACGUAUAAAAUAAACAUAAAUAUUGAAAAAGUUUUAUCAUAUUUAGAUAAAAAAAAAAGUGAAAUAAAUAAAAAAAUGAAAAUUAUAAAUGAAGAAAUUGAAAAUCCCUUAAAAUGUAAAAAUUUUUUAAAAUUAAAAGUUUCUAAUAUAUAUUACAAAUGCAAUGAAAACGAUAUCUUGGAUUUUUUUAAAAACUGUGGUCAAAUAAAAAAAAUACAAAUGUAUAAUGUGCAUUCUAAGAAUUAUUUUAAUAAUUCAAAAAAACCUAGAUUUUUAAAAGAAGCAUUAAUAGAAGUUUACGACAAAGAAACUUCUUCGAAAAUUAUGCAAAAUAAUGAAUGUUUUUUAUAUGGAAGAAAAAUUUACAUAACUUAUCAGCCUAUACAAAGUAAUGAUCAUGAUUCAACUUUUAAAAAAAAUCCAAAUUAUAGCAUUGAAAUAACAUGUAAAAAUAGUAAAUAUAAAGGAGAAAAAAUUAUCAUACCUAAUGAAAAAUAUAAUCAUAGUAAAAAUAAAAAUGAAAAAAUUUAUGAUGAAAAAAAUAAGGACAAAAAAAUAAAUAGAGAAAAGAGUCAGUAUAAAAAAUUUAGAAGUGAAAGAUAUUAUAAAAAUAAGAUAAAAAAUAAUAAAACAUAUAAAAAAAGAAGUGCAUCUAGGAAAACCUUAAACAGUGAAAAUGAAAGUAGAAGUGAAAGUAUGAGUAAAAGAGAAAGUGAAAGUAAAAGCGAAAAUGAAAUAAGUGAAAAAGAAAGUGAACAUUUUAUAAAUGUUCAAAAAUAUAAAAAAAAAUAUAUGGAUAAAAAAAAUCAAAACAUUAGUGUUAAUAAAAGAAAGGAAAAUAGAUAUUCAACCUCUAGUUCUCUUAGGACUUUUUAUAGUGAAAGUAGUAGCUCUUAUGAGAAAUGCAUAAAGAGCAAAAAAGAAAAACAAAAAAAAGGUAAAAAAUAUAAGAGAAAUAAUUCUGAAAGUAGAGAAAUAAAAAAGAGAAAAAAAGCUGAAAUCUCAUUUUAA